AUGGCCAAAUUCAUUCAUGGUUACAACCUUGAGGUUGAUCCUGUCGUCGGCUCUAUCAGCGAUGAUAUCUUUGUCAAAUUCUCAGCAGUGAAGCCCAACAUUGCGCAAGAGUCCAUUUUGGAAGAAAAUGGACGAACUUAUGCAGGAUACAAAAAGAACGCAUACUUCCUGCCAAACGAUGCUGAAGAACAAGCUCGCCUCGACUUCCAGCACGAAUUGUACCUCGAGGUUACUGGCGGCCAGCUUGGAAUUGCCCCCGUUAAAUCGCCCCAGCACUGUCUCGACGCCGCCACCGGCACCGGCAUAUGGGCGAUUCAAUACGCACAAAAGAAUCCGGAUUGCCAAGUGGUUGGCACCGACCUCAGCCUGAUCCAAGGCGGGCAGGUGACCCCAAACUGCCGCUUUGUUCAACAGGACCUAGAAAAUGAGGACUGGAUAUUCGAACAUCAGUUCGAUCACAUCCAUUUUCGAUAUGUAGUUGCUUGUUUUGACGAUACGCCAGCCGUCAUAAAGAAAGCGUACGACUGCUUGAAGCCGGGAGGAUGGAUCGAGUUUUACGACGUUCUGCCCAUCGUCGUCCCGCUAGACGACAAUGUCCGUGGCACUGCUGUAGAGCAGUGGUAUAACUUAAUUCUCCAAGGUGCUCUUACUGCUGGUAGAGAUAUGUCAAGGCCCGAAAGGUACGCGAGGUGGUGUGAGGACACUGGUUUUGUCAAUGUGACCGAAAGACGGUUCCCCUUUCCCAGCAACGGCCUCUGGCCGAAAGAUGCCACCAUGAAGAAGAUUGGAAAAUACUUUAUGAAGAUCCAAAUAGGCUUGGUAGGCAGUUUGAACAAGUUUGUUCGUUUGGCUGGUCUAUCUGUCGAGGAGGCGGCUAGCCUCGAGGCGCGAGCCAAGGAGGACCUGCGCGAUCCCAAGAUUCACUACUACGUGAACAUCUGCAUGAUCUACGCCCAAAAGUCGCUCAAUGCGUAA
Messenger RNA from Akanthomyces muscarius, 975 nucleotides. RefSeq lists its product as uncharacterized. The transcript has 7 exons. NCBI's taxonomy places the organism in Eukaryota, Fungi, Ascomycota, Sordariomycetes, Hypocreales, Cordycipitaceae. Gene Ontology annotation, molecular function: methyltransferase activity. The record is from RefSeq and is a predicted model, not a curated record. Bases 1 to 975 code for a protein of 324 amino acids.